Molecule: messenger RNA, 6663 nt
Organism: Thalassophryne amazonica
Lineage: Eukaryota; Metazoa; Chordata; Actinopteri; Batrachoidiformes; Batrachoididae
Gene: nrip1b
Product: nuclear receptor interacting protein 1b
Exons: 3
Coding region: 764-4372 (1202 amino acids)
Biological process (GO): regulation of transcription by RNA polymerase II
Cellular component (GO): nucleus
Molecular function (GO): signaling receptor binding; transcription coregulator activity
Source: RefSeq, a predicted model, not a curated record
CUGUGUUUCUGCUCACUUCUUCACAGCGAGCGGACUACGAGAAUAAACAAUUCCCACAGAGUAAACGCUGCGCACUUCGGUCACAGUCGCAAAAAAAAAAAAAAAAAAAAAAAAAAAAAAGCAACGAUGCAUUUUCAGGACUACACUGUGAUUUUUUUGAGCCGCGUCCCAGCUCAGAGACAGAUGUGACGGUGGAUUAUACCGAUGCGUCUCAGCGGCUGACUGUGGGGUGGACGCCGCAGCAUGUAUCCAUCCCAUCUGAGUCCACUUCAGUGAAUAGCAUCUAAUGAACUUCAACAUUAAAGCUAUCAUUCCCUCUUUCUCUCUCUGCCAUAGGUCCCCCAUAAGAUCUGCAAGGCUGAAAGCCACCACUGACAGACUGAUUGCCAGGCUUUAGGACAGACAUCCCAAACAUCUAGAGCCAUGGAAUGUGUCAACAUCUUUGUUGAGAAAUCCCGCUGACUCCUCACUUGCUACUCACCUAAGCCUGGGGCUGGGCCUUCUGGGAUCCUACGGUGUUUAAAGGCAUUCAGCAAUGCCUGGGAGGCCCACCUGCCCCAGAUUUCAUCUAACCAUGGUUGCUGUUUCACCACAUUACUGACUGUGCCCGCUGCAGAGGGAUCGCAUCCUUCCUUCAGCCCCCCAAUUCUUUUCCCUCUUUUUGGCAUUUAGGAAGUACAUUCCACUGUCAACCAGAUGACCUAGUGGACAUUUGUUUCCCUGUAGCAUUGCUGAACCAUACGAAAGGAUUUUAGUAUUGAACAUGACUCAUGGGGAGGAGCCUGGCCCUGAGACACACAAGGAUUCAGCUGUUCUAACUUAUCUGGAAGGUUUACUGAUGCAUCCAGUCGUGGCCGGGCCUGGGGCCACGGCAAGUGGAAGGUCUGAGGGUGCCUGCAAUAACCAGGAACAGGUUGACAAGGCAGGUGGGCCCUUCCAGCUACCCAACCAUGGUCCAUCAGCUCCCAAGGCUGGAACUAAUGGGCCUACAAUGGGUACUUCACAGCACCUGAAGAAGGCCCGCCUACUGAGCUCUGGGGCCUGGAAUGAUACAGGGGACCAGCGAAUGAGUUCUCCCUCGUUGGAGGUUAAUGGCCAAGGUGGAGUAUUGCAAAAUGGAACACCAGAGGGUUCGCCUCAUGCUGGGGAGAGCACCCUGUUGGCUUCCCUACUUCAGUCAUUUAGCUCAAGGCUUCAGAGUGUGGCAAUGUCCCAGCACUCUAAUAAGUCCCCCAGUGAGUCUUCUGUAUCCAAGGAAGUACCUGCAGACAAAGAAAGACAUCCAGUGUACGGGACAGCCUCAAGCCGUUUGAAGGGCCUGAUGAGGAAAAGCAAACUGCAGAAUCACAGCAGCACACCUUAUAGUCGACGAGAACGAAGUCAGGACAGGCCACCAGAAUCUCCUCGUUCAGCACACAGUGCCACGCCUCCCUCUGUUCCCACAGCUGCUGAAUCUGUAUCGUGCGCAGAUCGACUGAAGGCGGUGGCCAACAUGGUGAAAAUCCGCUCCAGUCCAGCGCCAUCACCCAAACCCAGUGUGGCUUGCAGUCAGCUGGCUCUGUUACUGUCUAGUGAAGCCCAUCUUCAGCAGUACUCCAGAGAGCAUGCACUCAAAGCUCAACUCUCAGGACAGUCUGCCAGCGAGCGACUGGCUGCCAUGGCAAACCAGCAGCACGGUCAAGACAAAAGGCCACCGAGUGUGGGAGGGACUAUGCCUGAAACCCCAGAACCACUAAGCUCCUUAACAACCCAAAAUGGAAUGACGACAACCACAAUAACAGCAGCACUCCCGACAAUGGGCUUGCCUCGUUCACAGAGCACCUCCUUGCUGCAUGGCCACAGCCAAAGCUCUCCACCCACCCCCCCACAUGCUGUAAGUCACAGUCACCCGCCGAGGGAGAAGCGAGGCUUUGACUCACGCCCAACUCGCCCCCCUCAGACCUGCAGCAGCUUGCUCCUGCUGCUCCUCAACAACCACAACAACCAGAAGCAGCUGACAAAAAAUGGGCACCUGGAAGAUAGCUGUGGAAUUCUCCCACUGAGCGGCUCCUCUUCAGUCACGUCAGACAGCGAGUGCUCCACCCAGGAGAGGAGCCUCGCGAAAGACAGUGAUGCAGAAAGUUCUUAUUCCAGCUGCUCUCCCAUUGAUCUCUCUGUGAGGAGUCGGCCCAUUACCCAAGAAACGGGGCCUAAAACUGCCACCCCCUCUUCUUCCUUCUCCUCAUCCUCCAAUACCCACUCUUCCUCCACCGCAGUGUUUGCUUCAACACCAAAUACGUUCUCCCCUCGGCCUUCAACACAGCCCUCCACCACGGCCUUCUCACCUGUCUCCGCUCUGGUCUCAUCUGUCUCCACUGAUAUUUCUUCACCUUCCUCUUCUUCUUUCUCUACCUCUUCCCUGGAUAAACUAACGGAAACUUUAAUAAACAAGUGGAAACCAGAGCCAUCAGGAUUAAAAGCAUCUAAGCGCAAGGAGCCUGAAACAACCACCAACAUGAAGUCCCACCCGAAGGUUACACUAAUGCAGCUCCUUCUUGAGCGCAGAAAUAAUGAGAAGGUAAAUAAAAGUGCGGGUAAUCAGGACAUGCCUGUUAUUACGGCUGUGACCUCCAUGUCUCGGGGCCACUCAAAAGGAUUGGUGCCUUGGGAAGAGGUCAGGACAAAAAGCCCCGUAGAUAGGCCUGUACGCAUAGCCCAGCCUCAUUACUCACUCAGUCGUGACCCCGGUGGUUCACUGUCCCCAUACUCUUAUCCGUCCCCUCAUGGCCAGUCUAGCCCAUUGGAUUUGUGUAAAUCUAAAGCCUUCCCUACUGAGAAAGCUUCAGAGCCUGCCUUUAGUGCCAGCAAACUGUUACAGAAUCUGGCUCAGUGUGGCACAGCUUCAUCCUCUCCACCCACCCCUUCCAACAAAGGUCUGAGCCAGGAGACUGAUGCUGGGAGGCCCCUUGCUCUGUUAGAGAGGCUGAAUGCUCCAAUCCACAGAAUCACCACUACCCCACUCUCUGACAGGCUUUCAGGCGGUGGCACACCUGUCAACCGGAAAGAAGACUCACCGCCUUCCUCACAAAUUGAGAACCUUCUGGAAAGGCGCACAGUGCUGCAGCUCCUCCUUGGAACAAGCUCAGCUACUAGUACGAGUAGCCACAAAGACAGGCCUGGUGGGUCUGUUGGGAGUGUGGAAAUGGCAGGCGGGUGCUUUGACAAAAGCCCAGGUGCCUCCAGUAUUUGUGAUAGCUCCAAUGGGCCCUCUUUGGAUGUAAAGAUCAAGACGGAGCUGGUGGAGGAGGUGGAACCCUCCUCUGCAAUUUCUGAGGACAUGUGUGGCAGAAAGAGGUCAAGUGACUAUGGCAAGAGUAGCCCAAACUCAGUAUCACAGCAGCACAUGAAAACAGAACCAAGACCUGCAGAGGUCAUCGCUAAAUAUGGCCUCCUCAGCCAGCUGCUAAAACAACAAACUGCAACUUACUAUACGAAUUCUGUUAUGCACGCGGCGUCACAGACCACGUGGGUUAAAGAUGAACCAAGAGAAUAUCCAAGCCCCAGUCCUAAGAAGCGACGCGUGUGCUCUGAUCGAACUGAAAACAGCAGCUCUCCAAGAGCAGCAGAUAGUGGUGAUACCAGCAGUUUCAUGUCUUCUGUUGUUCAGGAAGAGCCUGAGCUACAGAGGAGCCUGAAAGAAGAUGCUCCAUCAAGGAACCUCCCAAAUAACACCCCCAACAGAGAGAGUCGGGGCUUCAACGUACUCAAACAGCUGCUGCUCUCUGACAACUGUCUGAAGGACCUGUCCCAGCAGCCCCGGGUGGUACCUAGUCCUCCCAUCCUGCAGGCUAAUGGCAGCGCCAACGGCAGCAUCCUCAAUCAGCCCACUCAAAAUCACAACUUCCUCCACCUACCCUGGCAACCCCACGGCUCCAUCAGCUCAGGUCUCUCGAGUCAUCUCAGACCACUGCCCAUGCCCCCGUCAAGCGACGGACCUGUCCAACCCCUUUGGGGUUGCCACUCAGCCCGCUGGCCAGGCGCUCAAAAACGAGACCCCGCUAGUGUUGUUAAACAGGAGCCUGGCAGCCCUGUACGAUGGAGCGUUCAGGAAAAAGAGGAAGAGAAAGGCUGUGACUCCAACCCUGACUCUCCACGCCUCUCCCGCUCCAACCCCAUCUUGUAUUACAUGCUGCAGCAGGGGAGCGUCCAGCUGAGGAAGGAGGUGAAGGAACAGGCAGAGGAGGCCCAGCCUGUGGUGGUCAGAGUUAAGGAGGAGCCAGACAGUGACAUGCAUGCUUAUGAACAUAGUCUGAGCUCCACGCCACAAUCGCCGACGACCCACACUGACAAGCACAGCCGUGAGAACCAAGGGCUGAGCCAGUCAACGGAGUAGAAGUACGAUAGAAAAAAAAACAAAAAAAAAAACCUACACAAUGGGAAAAUAAUUCAUUUUGUGUGGGCGUGUGUGUGGAGUUUUUUUUUUUAUUGCCAAAUUGGUUUGAUAAGACAAAUAAAGAAAAUAUUUUUUUUUUUAAAUAGAGCAAAUUCAAAGUGCAUACUUCCGUUGUUUUAUCCAAAUACCGAGGUCAUGCAAAAGGUACAAAAUACAUGAGAAAAAUGUCAACCACAAGUACCCAAUACUGAUACAAACUGAGUCCAUAUUUUAGUUUAUUCCCAAGUCCUCCGUUAGAAUUCUAAUCCUUUUUACAACUAUUAUUUGCAUCUGAAUUGUGCAUACAUUGUUCCACGUCCUCGUUGUUGCCGACCAUAAAACAUUUAGAUGCGGCAUUUCAAGCAACAUUUAUUAUUGAUGACUCCAAAAAUGUUAGUGCUCAGUUCAGCGGACAUUUAUUUAUUUUCUCCAUCAGGACAUCUUUAGACAGACAGAAGCCCAUCAAUUUAGAUAAGAUGCCAAAUGAAGCAUUUCUAGGGCGGCGAUAGCGCUCUAUUACAACAUUGUACAAGAAUGAUUAAUUCAAAAGAGGACCCUGAAAAACAAUAAUCGCACUGUGAUAGCUUCAGUGAGGACUCUUACCAUGAUGUAAGCUUUGUGUUGCUUUUGUGAAAAAAAGGGGGAAAAAAAAUUUACAAACCGAGGUCUGAAUGGUCAUAACUCAUUGUAUUUUGAUUUCAUUUCAAACGAGGUGGCUGUGCGGCCGAUAUUCGACGGUGCAAAUUCAGGGUAAUGUGUUUGCAGAUUGUGCAGUUUUUGAACAGAUGGGUCAACAGAGCGCGCUUACAGUUGAGCAACCGUGUGUAAACAGGUUUCUAGAGCAACAGUUGAAAGGCUGCAGUGUGUGAGAAACGUAUCUCACCAUCCUGGGUAAACCAGCACCACUUCUUUAUGCACACACAGACUUUUUGAGCGUGAAGCACAUGGCAUGUCUCUUUUUUCCGUUUGUGUAAAGGUGCACCCAGAGUUUGCACUAUCGAAGCUGGGUCCUCUUAUCUCCUUUUUUCAGAAUAAUUUAAAUGGCAUGUAACUUUAAAAAAAAAGAAGUCAGUAUUGUUUAUCCGUUGAGAAUUUGACAGCUUGUGAUUUUUCUUUUCUUUUUCCUUUCACCACCAUUUCUUGUGGUUUAACUUUUGUUUAAAUAUUAUUUUAUUAUUAUUUGUGGCAGUCUCUUAACUCAUAAAAUGUCAAAAGAAUUGCAUGAAGAUCAAGAGAGGGCCACGGGUACACUUCUAUUAUUAUUUUUCUAAGCAGCUGGAUACACUCUCCCAAUAAUCACCUCCACAUUGUGGUUUUAUUGGAGGAUAUCUGGUUAUCUGGCUCCUUGUUUUGAUUGUACUGUAUUCUUUUUUGUAUCAGUUUUAAUUUUACAUACCGCUUUGUCCAUUUAGUCUUGUGAUCUUUUUAAUGCAUAUACCUAUGAAGUAUGUUUCUUUGAUUAUUAAUACAUUUUCACAAUGGUUAAAUAUAUUUGUGUAAAUAGUACUUUCAGUAUGAAAGAUGACUAUUUGUAAUGUUUAAGAAAAGAUAUUGCCCUAGUUUUUAAUGCCCUGAGCUGUAAAUACGAAUUAUAUGCGUACAAGUGUACAUACAAAGGCAGAGGAUGCUAUGCCCAUCUUUUUUUUUUCUUUUUUCUUUUUCUGAGUUGGUUUGUUCUUUGCAUGUGUCUCUAUGUAGUAAAUGAUAAUCUAUCCUGCGCUGUGUUGUGUAAUAAUGUCUGACUCUCCUCACUGCUGCCUGUUGCAUGCAGACGCAUGGGAACUACCUGUGUAUCCCUACUGGUGAUGGGGGGAAUAUGUCAAGUCUUAAAAUAGGUCUCUCUCUUUUCUUUUUUUUUCUUUUUUUAUCACAGAGAGGGGUUUGUUUAGAGUAUGAAAAAGUCCCUAAAUAACCACAGGCUGUUGAACAAGUUGAUAAAAAUGUGUGGAAAAAUAAAUGUGCAUUGAAUAUUUUUGUGAUUUUAUUUUUUUUGUUUCUUUUCUGUUACUGGUUAACAAAACUUAUGAAAGAGCUCGGGGUUAUAGUUGGGGAUUGACGUACAAUCAUAGAUCUGCAUUGUGCAUCUAAGAAAAAAAAAUUUGUAGCAGCAAAUACAAAACAAAAAAAUAUAACUUUUUCAUGUGAAAACCUGAAGCGCUAUUGAAUUUUUUUUUUUUUUUUUUUUUUUAAUGUUUUCAUUUUUGGUGUUCAUUUGCACUGAUAUCUCAAAAAUAAAGUACUAAAAUGCAUGA